AUGAAUCAAAUCAAACGACAACUAAGUUUAAGUCAAUCGAUCGAUGUGGAAACGAAAAAGCCACGAACAACAUUAAGCGACGAAAGUACAUCGUACACCCGUUUAGAAAAUUUAUCAAAUGAACUUUUGUGCGAAAUAUUCGAAUAUCUUGAUGCUUAUGAUGCAUAUAAAUCAUUUUCAAAUCUUAAUAUCCGUAUAAAAAACCUAAUCGUUUCUUCGUCAAUUUUACUUAGAAUAGAACUUGACUCAAAAUCAACAUCUUUAAUCAAAGAUCGUUGUCAACAUGUUAUUAUUCCAAAUUCACAUCGUAUUGUUUCACUUCAUGUGGCUGAUUAUUCGAAUGAGCAAUUAUUGAUUGAUGCAUUCUUUAAUCAUUGUAUUAUUAAUUCAUCAUUUCAUCGUCUCGAAUCAAUUAUUCUCAAAAGAAUCGAAAAAGAGAAACUUCUCACGACACUUUUUUAUUUUAAUUCUUUACCUCGUCUCUUUUCACUAGUCAUUCUUAUCAAGGAUAAUGAUUAUUGUGAUCUUGGGAAUAUUUAUCCAUUAAUUUUUUCUUUAUCUUCAUUGAAAUAUAACAAACUAAUAACAUCUUCUGAUAAGUUAACAAUUAAUAUUCCACAUGUAAUCAAUAAAACAUUUAGUACAAUUGAAUAUCUGGUUACUGGUCAUUCUUGUACUCUUAAUCAAUUAAAUACUCUACUUCAUUACACACCACAACUUCGUCAUCUGUCUUGUCAUCAAGUGAAUGAAUCAGAUAAAAAAUUCAAAAAAGAUCUAUCAAUGAAAUUACCACAUUUAAAAUCCAUUUAUUUUGUAGAAUUUUCUGCUUCGUUUGAUGAACUUGAAGCGUUUAUUGAGGAAAUAUGUUCUCAAUUACAAAUGCUGAACAUUGGUGUAUGUUAUGAUAAAGCUUAUCUUAAUGGUAAUCGUUGGGAACGAUUAAUUAAAGAAUAUAUGCCGCAAUUAGAAAAAUUCUACUUUAAUUUUACGCCGAGUUCUGAUGAUGAUAGGAAGACAAAUUCAAGUUAUUCAAGUGAUGGAUUCAUUCAUCAAUUUAAUUCACCAUUUUGGCUUGAGCGAAAAUUAUUUCGUGAGCUAGAAGUAAAUUCUAUAACAUCGACUUUUUCAAUUCGUUCAUAUAGAAAAGAAUAUAAUUAUAUUUUUAAUCGAGAAAAAACUGACCAUGGUAUUAUACAAUUGACUAUUGGGAAUAACGAAUAUACCAAACUUGAUAGGCCAUAUAUUAAGAAAUUAAAAUCUGCUGUUAAAGCGAUUCAAUUUACUCAUUUAGAUAUAGAUAAUGAUAACUUGACUAUUAAGAUGUUACUCGAUAUUCUACAUAUGUUGCCAAAUAUUGAAUCAUUAAAACUGUCAUCUAUACCAAUAUUUCCGUUGGAAUCUUUAUCUAGUGAAGAUAUCAAAAAUAAUCUACCAGUAUCGGCUAUUAACAAAAUAACACAAGUUAAACUUGGUCAAGUUACAGAAGACGACGAAGAAGAAAUUGAGUUUUUUAUCAAUCUUUGUCCAUAUAUAGAAUAUCUUGAAGUAGAAUGUAUGUCAGAUACAGAUGUCUCAUUACUUAUGAAAUUUAUUAUGAAUCAAAGGACAUGUAUUCCUAAACUCUGCUGUCUGUGCUUCAUUAAUCCUAUAGCAGAUGACAACAUGGUUAGAAGUUUAGCAGAGGCAAUUGUUUUCGAUAUAGUUAUUGAUAACUAUACAAUUCAACGUAGUGGUGACAAAAUAAGUGUGCAUUGGAAAUUAUAA
Molecule: messenger RNA, 1764 nt
Organism: Adineta steineri
Lineage: Eukaryota; Metazoa; Rotifera; Eurotatoria; Adinetida; Adinetidae
Source: the annotation of a GenBank genome assembly